AUGGUGCCCUGGGGACAACCCACGCCCACCAUCCCCCCACCCCGGGUGACAGCAGCGCCCCCUCGGGGGCCCGCAACCCGCAGGAAGCAGCAGCUGCCAGAACGCAAAGGAACGCCAACGAAGGCGAAGCAGGCGGGACAGUCGCCAGGGCAGGCUGCUCAUGGUCAGGGUCAGGGCUGCAGUCAGGGUCAGGAUGGAGAUAGGGCUGGGGUAGAGACAGUGAGGACGGCUGGGUCUAGGGCGCGGUUGGCGUUAGUGCCACCAGGGAGGAACAGGGCUGCCACCUCUGUUUCCCGUCUGCAUGGAGCUCCUGUCCUCCCGCCCGCGCCCCGGGAGCCAGGCUGCCGCCUGUGGUGUAGACGCAGGGAGGGGACCCCGGGUCUGACUGAACCGGCGCGCAGGGCCUCCUCCCAGCGAGACCCUGGGAGACACAGACCGCACGCCGGGAAGAGCGGCCCCGGCAGGACCAGCGGCCGCGCGAGUGCAGGGCUGGCGCGAGGGCAGGAGGGGUGGGCCCGAGGGAGGCCGCCGCCUGGAGCGCGGACAGUUGGCCGGGGCGGGGCCCACCGCUCCCCGAGGGAUGCAGGGAGGGGACAGCGCGGCUGCGCUCACACACCCUGUCUCACGGCCCAUCCGCUCCGGCGGUCCACGUGGGGCUCCGCCUCCCCCCGGCGACGGGCACUCAGGACCCAAGCCGCCCUCCCCUCGGCGAGAGACUGUGGGGCCAGGGGCGUUGCCAGGGCCGUACGUGCUCGGGCUCCGUCCUCUUGCCCUGGGCGUCAGCCGGUGCUCCUGAGGGAAGCCGGUGGCGCCCUGGGGACAGCCCGCGCCCGCCAUCCCCCUACCCCGGGUGACAGCAGCGCCCCCUCGGGGGCCUGCGACCCGCAGGAAACAGCAGCCGCCAGAACGCAAAGGAAGGCCAAGGAAGGCGAAGGACUCUGUGACUCGGACAAGCUCGGCGCUCUCGGCCAGCUGGAGGUUGUUUCCAUCUCCGCCAGGGCUCUGCGAUUCCCAAAACCUCGGCGCACUCGGCCAGCCGUCGGUUCUUUCCGUCGCCCCCCCGGCUCCCGGCCCGGAUGUGUUAGUCUCGCUUCAGGCUCAGCCCGCGGGACGCGCUCGUGUGCGCUGGGCGGUGGCUGUGUCUGUUCUGAAAUUGCAGCUCGCGGAGAACUGUGCGCCAGGACAGGAGAGAUCCGUAAGGAUGGGGAUGCAGCCUCCCCACAUCUGCGUUUCUGAAAGGAAAACCGUCUCCCCCUGAACUCAGGAUUGAGUGCCGACCCGGCUUCCUGAGACCUCCGACCCGCUGUGUUCACCGACCUGCGGUGUCAGCAAAGCCUCUGGUGACAAGUGAAGGGACAUCCCUGUCAUAUGUGCAUUUGAUCCUCCAGCUCCCUUUAUCACUCGUGUUUUGAACACAAGUGCGAUGAAGGAAACCUUUAAAAGCUACAUGGAAUUGCUUGUCAGUGUUGCCCUGGACCCCGACACGAUGCAAGCCCUAGAGAAGAGCAAUGGUAUAUAAUCUGCUGAGUAGCACUUCCUGGGUCUUUGUUGUUCUUGUCUGUUAGUUGUGCGUUUAAUGUAUGUUUUUUUAUCAGUUAACAAAUUCAUGAUAUAUUGAUUCUAUACAAUGGUCAUAUCUUUUCAUGAAUUAUCUGAAUAUUUGAAUAACUGUAUAUUGAAUGUAUUUUUACUGAUCUCUACUCAUGGGAAAAUUAUAUAACUAUCUGCUAGUUUCUUUCAAUUUUACGAAUCUUUAUGAGCUUUACAAUAUUUCACUCAGUGUCUGUAUUACAUGGAGGGUCCAGAUGUCAAUAUAUUAUGUUUUCUAAUAAUUAGAUGAACUGGAUAAUAAUGGUGUAAAGAUUAAAAUUGUAUAUUUGCGUCCAGUAAAAGCUAUAUCACAAAGUAAUUAUUUCCUAAUCAGUUAGUACUAAAACAAUAUAUGCAUUGUUUUAUAUUCAUUAAUAUUAUUCCUUUAUACUCUUGCUUUAUUA
Molecule: messenger RNA, 1994 nt
Organism: Equus quagga
Lineage: Eukaryota; Metazoa; Chordata; Mammalia; Perissodactyla; Equidae
Product: collagen alpha-2(I) chain-like
Exons: 5
Coding region: 1-1236 (411 amino acids)
Source: RefSeq, a predicted model, not a curated record